GUCUAUCUGAGCUGUGAUUGGUGCAGUCAGUCGGUGAGUCUGAGUAUUUCACAGUGAAGCAUCAGCACCUGAAACCCUGGAUUCAAAGCUGGUGUCUCUGCUGCCGUCGUCUACAAGGUGUAUGGAAAACAUGAUGAGGAACACCUGCGCUCUCGUCCUCCUGCUGCUGCUUCCUGCUGUGUGUGAGGGACAGCUGAGAGCUCAGGACUUCAUACAUCAGUCACAAUCAAUGUCCUGGAAAGAGGCUCAGGCCCACUGCAGGGUGCAUUACACUGACCUGGUCACCAUCGCUGGGAAAAUUGAGAAUCAGAACUUCGUCAACACCCAGGGAUGGAUCGGUUUGUACCGAGACAAUUCAACCUCUCUGUGGAAAUGGUCCAGAAGUGACGAGAUAGCCAACUUCACCAUCUGGGACAGUAAUGAACCCAAAGCUGAUGAGAACUGUGCUUUUAAGUACCCAAGCACAGAGAAAUGGGAGAGCGAUAAAUGUAGCAGCAAGCACACUUUCUUGUGUUUCAACGAGAGGCUGGUUCUGGUGAAGGAGAGGAAGACGUGGGAGCAGGCUUUACAGCACUGCAGGGCUCUGGAGGCGGUCAACUCCAACCAGCCUGCCACUGAUUACCAGAACCACCGCUAUGACCUGGCCACCCUGCACAGUCCAGAUGACCACAAGUAUGCAAGGGAGAAGGCCAAGUAUGCCCCCACUAAUGAGGUGUGGACGGGCCUGCGUUUCCUGGCUGGUCAGUGGGUGUGGGUGGGCGGAGAACGAGUGCAGUACCUGGGUAUGAAAAGUUGUCCAACCCUCAGGUUUUGUGGCACCCUCCCAAAGAACAUCACCAAGAUAUACAACAUACGAGACUGCAGUCAGAAAAGGAGCUUCCUCUGUUACAGGAAGCCUUGAACGCAUCAGUCUUCUUCAAGUCUGUGGUUACUGAGAGGUUCUCAGCAAAGUUAGUGGAUUGUCCUUUUAAAGUUGAUUUAUGAUAAUUAAACAGUUUCUGCAUUUGCUGUGUUUAAGUGGUUUACUCAUAGGAUGUGCUGUUUGAAGAUAUAUGCUCCUUCUGGUUCAAUUGAUGCCGACUAUUUCAAGAUGAAACCACCACAGCAAUAAACACUUGUGUCAGACAAGAAUCAAACAGUUUUAACUCACCUUGUAGGGGUCUGCCCAUUGGUCCGACCAUAUUAAAC
Messenger RNA from Epinephelus lanceolatus (giant grouper), 1188 nucleotides. RefSeq names its product putative C-type lectin domain family 20 member A. The record is from RefSeq and is a predicted model, not a curated record. Lineage: Eukaryota; Metazoa; Chordata; Actinopteri; Perciformes; Serranidae.